This is a messenger RNA of Setaria italica (foxtail millet), 462 nucleotides long. RefSeq names its product alanine--tRNA ligase-like. The transcript is spliced from 4 exons. Lineage: Eukaryota; Viridiplantae; Streptophyta; Magnoliopsida; Poales; Poaceae. The record is from RefSeq and is a predicted model, not a curated record. Bases 1 to 462 code for a protein of 153 amino acids. Gene Ontology annotation, biological process: tRNA modification; alanyl-tRNA aminoacylation. Gene Ontology annotation, molecular function: ATP binding; alanine-tRNA ligase activity; amino acid binding. Gene Ontology annotation, cellular component: chloroplast; cytoplasm; mitochondrion.
AUGAACAUAACGGAUGACAAAUUUGUUGAGAUAUGCCGUCUUGUGUUUGUCGAGUUCGAUAGGCAAGCAGAUGACGUCUUGGGGCUUUUGCAAGCUAAGCAUGUCUUAACAGGGAUUAAUCUUGAAUGUUUAGCUGUCAUUUUUCAAAAUAAAGAAAGCCACUAUGACUUAGAUGUCUACGCUGAUGUACUUUCUAACAUCUACUAUUGUGCUGGUCCAGGAAUCGAGGACUACUCUAAUAAAAUUGGUGCAGCUGAUACAGAUGGAGUUGAUAUGGCAUACCGCCUCCUCGCAGAUCACAUAAGAAUGAUCGCUGUUACUAAUGCUCCUGGUUCUCAGCUUGGCAACGUUCUCCUGCUCGGAGAGAAGAUAACUCUGAAUUUAGAUAUCAAGAAGGUGUUGGAGGGCCAUCUCAUCUAUCUUGUCCAGAGUUAUCUUUUGUAUGGCAAUACACAAAUGUAG